AUGCCGCCCUCACAAAGGAGACGUCGUCCGGUAGAUGAGGAUGGAGACACGGACGAGGAUGCCCGUCCUCGACAGCGCCAACACAUCGAGGCCUCGGAAGCCGAGCAAGACGAAGAUAUGUCCGAUGAAGAUGCAGAAACGAACGGUGCCUCCUCGACUGCCGAUGAUCAGAUGGCCAAGAAGCUAGUUCGAUAUGCAAUCUCAUGCGAGUAUUCAAGAACGGCGAUAAAGAGAGACGGAAUCAAGGAUCGAGUACUCGGAAAGCAAGGUCGUUCAUUCAGAAGGAUAUUCGAGUUGGCACAAACACAACUGAGAACAGUCUGGGGUAUGGAGCUGCGCGAGUUACCCGUCCGGGAAAAAAUGACACUUCAUGAAAAGAGACAAGCUAUGAAGUCGAACGCACAGCCAAAGACCGGGUCGGGUGCCUAUAUCCUAUCUUCAACAUUGCCAGAAGUAUACCGAAGCGCAUCGAUCCUUAAGCCAUCCAAGGUCCCAAGCGCGGAGCAGGAAGCAACAUAUUCUGCAUUCUACACGUUGAUCGUUUCGUUGAUAUGGCUGAACGGCGGGGAGCUCAGCGAGCAGAAGCUGCAGAGAUACCUCAUGCGGCUCAAUGCCGAUCGAAUGUUGGCAAGCGAGAGAACGGAACUAGCGAUGAAGCGCAUAGAGAGACAAGGAUAUGUGAUCAAAAAGGUAGAUCGGCCGCCAGUCGGUUACGAGGGCGACCAAACCAUCACAUGGCAUGUCGGCCCCCGAGCGAAGGAAGAAAUUGGACUGGAUGGUGUCAUUGGGUUGGUGCAAGAGGUCUAUGGCCACCCUGAGGAUGAGACCUUUGACAAGAAGCUUCGAUCGAGUUUGGGUAUUAAGAGUAGACCACUCGCAGAAGGAGGGGAGGAUUAUAACGAUGCCGGUAUGACAAACGGGGCGUAG
Trichoderma breve is the source of this 927-nucleotide messenger RNA. Its product is annotated as MAGE family domain-containing protein. Lineage: Eukaryota; Fungi; Ascomycota; Sordariomycetes; Hypocreales; Hypocreaceae. The transcript has 4 exons. Gene Ontology annotation, cellular component: nucleus. The record is from RefSeq and is a predicted model, not a curated record. Gene Ontology annotation, biological process: DNA repair. The coding region runs from base 1 to 927 and encodes 308 amino acids.